AGAGGGACAUCGUAGUCUUGAUCCGUGUGUCCGGUCGCGUGCGACGAUCGCCACAGUAAAUGACGCGGCACCGUCCGGAAGACACACGAAUAAGACCUACGUCGCGAAAGACAUCGCAAAUAGUAUCAUAAUAGUAAUAAUAAUAUUGUCUCAAUAAUAUUAUAUCAAUAUAGGUGUUAAUAUAUAGUGACGGUCGGCCGCGGUCCAUUAGUUAUUUAAAUAUAUUACAAUAUUAAAAUAUAUAAUUUCUGGCGGGUCGUCAACUGUAAGUGCAGCUCCGGGCGAGACGCGCGUGUAUAUCUGCAGAACAGGGGCUGAUCGUUUCGAUAUUGAUGUACGGCGGCAGUGGCGGAACACCACUCGGGGACUAUAAUCUAUAUAAUAAUAAUCGUUAUUAUUAUUAAUCGUACACAGUAAGUAGUAUUUUAUGUUUUAAUACUAUACAAUUAUCGUGCACGCGACACAGUAUAAUAUUCUACGCGCAACGACUAUCGUCCGGUCUGAAUUCUAAAAAAAUAUAAUAUAAUAUAUAAGAUACGUAAAAAUUUAAUAUUUUCGAUAAUAAUUGCAUCGACCGCCGUCUCGCCGUUAUGGAUAGUACCUACGUAUCGUCUCUACAAUAAUUUACCUACCUACUAUACGUAUAUUAUGCGUGCUGCAGUGUACCUAUAUAAUUUAAUGUGUAUUAAUAAUAUUAUUAUUACAUUAUAUUAUUAUUAUACUUUCGCGUCAUAGAAUAGUCUUACCUCCCCCCCCCUCAAAACGCCAACGGGCCGUGCCAGCGCGAAUGUGCACCGUCGUCCGUCCUAUUGCAACAUCAUAGUUGUAGCCGGUCCGCGAUGCCGCACGUGUACCGUCCCGAGAACAGUGAAAACGCACAGCCGCAAUGACUACGGUACGCGACUACGCGCCGUCGACUUCGGGCGCCGGGACGACACCGCCGCAGCCUCCGACGGCGGCGGCUGCGGCUGUCGCAUCCGAGGAGAUCGUCGUCGUCAACGAACGGCCGGCGGCAUCCGCGGUCGACGUCGGCGGCGACCGCAAGAGCAGGAGCGCCGGCUCGCGGGACGCCGUGGGACGCGAGAAUUGGAGAUUGGCGCAGCACGGCGUCAAUAGUCCUGCUUCCGACGGUUGUCGAGCCACCGCUGCUGCCGCUAAAGUGCAUAGUAUAUGCGAAUUAACGGAACAAGAUAGUCUCGAUGAUCAUUUUUCACAUAUAAAUCGUAAACUAGUCCAAAGAUCUUCUAAAAUGGGUCGAUCUAAUGGACUCAAAAGUAGUCGGACUCUAAUGAACAUAUUGACGAGUAGAGGGACGGAUAUGCUACAACAUACGGAACCUUUCCAUCACUUUUGGGUGACUCUCAGCUCCCUUUACGGAAUGAUUUUGGUUAUCCUCAUGUUCGCCAUCUGUUUAAUAGAAGUAAUGGACAAUCCUGUUAAACUAUUAUCAAUCCAGGGGAUUUACCUUAUGUACCUAUACUUGGGAAGCAUAGCCGUUAUUAUAUGUAUUUAUGUGUGGGUGCUAAUCGAUUCGUGCGUUAGCUUAACUUCAGACGAAACUGAAAUCGUCACGUCCGACUCAUCAUCGCCAGGUGUCUUUACAUUGAACCGGUUCAACUCGUUGAAACAAUUCAGUUCAUUAAAACGUGCGCAUAUUUCACGUUCAAAGACUUCGGACACCAGCUUCUAUUUGAGAGUAGGAGCUUUAGUGUUUGGUUUGGGAACGCUUGUAUUCAAUGGUUUAGAAAUGGCUAUGUAUUCCAUGAUGGAUAUUAGCUGUUUAAACGAUGUCAUAUUCGUGCAUCCAAUACUACACGGACUGUUUACAUUUUUACAAAUGCAUUUUCUUUUCAUAAAUUCUCAGGUGUUAGUCGAAAGGUUUGGUUUGGCCGCCAGAUUCGGAUUCAUGCAUUUAGCUGCAACAAACAUUGCUUUAUGGGUGCGGUUGGUAAUCUGGGAAAGUGGUAUUGAAUGGAUUUACUUCAUCCAUCUAGCACAGACGUCGAACAUAGGCAUGUCGGCAUCAACAUAUGAAUCUAGUAUUCCUACGCCCCUACAACUGCGUGGAUUUCCCAGUUUUAUCACCUCGAGACACACCCGAGACUUAAAACCAGAUUAUAACGGAACGUUUAGAAAUUCCAUUUAUCAACCUGUGUCCGAGAAUCACGUGACACAAGUAGUAACACUUCAUCAUUGUUUAAACACUAAUUCACUUGGUCAACUUUUAACGUCUUCUAUGCCAUAUCUCUAUCCGUUCAUUGUGCAAUUUAGUUUAAUUGCUGCUGGAGUGACGUAUGUGAUGGGCCAGAACGUGGGCACUUGUCAGGUGAAACCAUUGAAACGAAACACACAAAAACCACCACCGUCGUCGUCGUUGGCACCCAAAGAUCCGCAAAAAGACUCGGCCGCCCAGCUGGGACGGCUGUACGUGUCCCAGGGCGUGAGCUUUUCGGGCGCCAACAAAGGCUUGUUCCUCGGUCUACUGACGUUGGUCAUGGUGAUCGUGGUGGUCAUCAUAUUUCUGGUGGUCAAGGACGACGCGGACUUUGCGACCGACACUCUGUUUUGGAUGACGUCCACUACGCUGGCCACCAUACUGUCCACCGGCACGCUAUUGGGCUGCGUGGGCCUCUAUCAGGUCCGCAAGCUGUGCCACAACGGCAACCAGCUGACGGCGUUGGACACGAUGCUGGCCACCGUAUCGAGCGCAGGCGUAGUUCUGUACGCGCUGUUCAGCGUCAUGGUGGGUGCUGUCGGCGUAGCCACGUCGCAGCCUGACACCCCAGAACAGAAAAUAGACGCUAUGCUGACCGCCGUCAACGUUCUGCAGCUGGUCCACGUGGCUGUCCAGAGCUCACUGACCGCCGAGGCUUACAGGAGGAGUUCGUGGUCGAGACAUCAAAUGUUCACCAAACCCGGUCGUCAGGUAAUCACAUACUUGUUGUGUAGCAACAUAGCUUUGUGGAUGUUUGACUCGUUUAUCACGCAGAGUUGGCUUAAUCAAGAAAGACAAUUGCGUUUCAUGGGUUUACUAUCCUGGGGACUACUGUCCAGGAUAUCGCUGCCACUAGUAGUUUUCUACAGAUUCCAUUCAGGAGUACUUUUGUUACAGAUCUGGCAAAAAUCAUACAGAUGAACACUUGGCCAGAUGAAAUUUUAUACUUGUAUUUUUUUUACGAUGUGCAAUAUUAGAUAUUAUUUUAUUAUAAUUAUUUAUUUUCGUUGGAAAUAAACCAACACUAUUUUUA
This is a messenger RNA of Aphis gossypii (cotton aphid), 3248 nucleotides long. Its product is annotated as proton channel OtopLc-like. The coding region runs from base 887 to 3136 and encodes 749 amino acids. Lineage: Eukaryota; Metazoa; Arthropoda; Insecta; Hemiptera; Aphididae. Gene Ontology annotation, molecular function: proton channel activity. The transcript is spliced from 8 exons. The record is from RefSeq and is a predicted model, not a curated record. Gene Ontology annotation, biological process: proton transmembrane transport. Gene Ontology annotation, cellular component: membrane.